Molecule: messenger RNA, 2823 nt
Organism: Symbiodinium sp. CCMP2592
Lineage: Eukaryota; Dinophyceae; Suessiales; Symbiodiniaceae
Source: the annotation of a GenBank genome assembly
AUGAGCAGGCCAUGGCGCUCCCUCGACCGGUGUGGGCCUGUUUGGACCAACGACAGAGCGUUUUUUGUGCAGCUAGACACCGGGGAGUGCUUGGCGUGGGGAAGCUCAGAGUGUGGCGGUGAUCUGCCAGAUGAGCAUAAAGCCAAGCUUAAGGGAAUCAAGUCAGCCUGGAGCACGGAACACGCUUUCCUUGCGCAGUUGGACAGUGGGGAGUGCCUGGCCUGGGGUCGCCCAAGGCAUGGCGGCGAACUCCCAGAGCUGAAGAAGGGCGUAAGGUCUGUUUGGGCCACGGGUUUUGCGUUCCUGGCACAGCUGGACACCGGCGAAUGUCUGGCGUGGGGUUACCAAAGAUUUGGCGGUGAGCUCUCAGAUGAGCACAAAGCCAAGUUGGAGAAGGGCAUCAAGUCCGUUUGGAGCAGUCGCUAUGCCUUCCUGGUGCAACUGACAACGGGUGAGUGUGUAUCCUGGGGUCUGAGCGUUGGAUUUGGAGGACGCGAGCAGCAAGCCCAGCUGGAGAAGGGCAUCAAGUGCGUCUGGACCACGAACCAAGCUUUCCUGACACAGCUGGACACUGGGGAGUGCCUGGCGUGGGGUGACAAAGAUCACGGUGGAAAAAUCCCAGAUUCGUUCAAAGCCAAGCUGGAGCAGGGCAUCAAGUCCGUCUGGACCACGGAAGGAGCAUUUUUGGUACAACUGGACACCGGGGAAUGUCUGCUGUGGGGUGGCUCAGAGUACGGCGGCGAUGCGCCAGAUGUGCACAUAACCAAGCUUGAAAAGGGCGUCAAGGCCGUCUGGAGCUCUGGCUAUGCCUUCCUGGCGCAGCUGGACACCGGGGAAUGUCUGGCAUGGGGUCAUCCAAAGAAUGGCGGCGAGCUUUCAGAUGAGCACAAAGCCAAGCUGGAGAAGGGCAUCCAGUCGGUCUGGAACACGAGAUCUGCCUUCCUGGUGCAACUGAAAACGGGUGAGUGUCUAGCCUGGGGUGUGACUGCUGGAUUCGGGGAACACGUUCAGCGAGCCCUGCUGGAGAAGGGCGUCAAGGCCGUUUGGAGGACGGCAGGAGCUUUCCUGGCACAGCUGGGCACCGGGGAGUGCUUGGCAUUUGGUUCUGACGACUCCGGUGGCUCUCUCCCGGAGGAGCAGAGGGCUCUGCUGGCGAAGCUCGGGCUCCGAGGCACCAAGAGCUCCGGAGCUUCGCCGGCGGCCUCCGGCUCUCCGCGGGCUGCGGUGAAGUCGUUGCGGGACUUCGACCUGUCGCCGGCAGCGGUGCGCCUCCAGGAGGAGCUCUCCGUGAUCUCCAGCUCGCUCCACCGGGCCUCCGUGAAGCUGAGCGAAGCCGAGGCCCGAGAUGGGGGCUACUUUUGCUUCAAUACCAGGGCUUUCAAGAGGCAGCGGAGAGGGGAGAGGGGAGUGCCAGCCAUAGUCAAGACCGCUCGACUAGCCGAGCCCGAGAUGGGAAAGAUCAAAGAUCUGCUGCUUUGGAUCAAGAAGGACGGCCUUUUUAGGCACUUGCAUGGACUCUUGGAGCCUCUGAUCCACCAAGAGCUGAAGCCGGAGAACGUCUUGAUCUUCGAGUCGGGCUCCGGGCUCCUGGCGAAGGUCACGGACGUGGGCUUCAACAAGGCCAUCUUUGGACACGGGCCGCUGGCCUACAAAGCGCCCGAACUCUUCGAUGGGAAGCCUUGCAGUAUGGCUUCGGACGUCUAUGCUUUUGCCAUCCUCGGCUGGGAGCUCCUCUGUGCACAGGAAGCCUGGGCAGGGUACACAGAUUUGUGCAAGCUCAAAGCCAUCUGCGUGGAGAACAAGCGGCCUAGCAUGGAUGAGGAGGCUUCGAAGUCGCGCUUGGGCAAGCUCAUUCAGGAGGCUUGGGCGCAAGACCCCGCUGACCGACCCUCCUUCGAAACGAUCCGCGAGAAGCUCUCACAGCCGAGCAUCCCCAAGCAGUUGUCCAAGGAAGUGCCGAGCUAUUGGUCGGGACAAGACUUGGACCAAGGCUGGGUUGCUGUCCCUGUGGCUGAAGAGACGUUUCAGAAGCUCUCAGCCCUUUUCGUCGUCACGCAGCCACGGGAGCUCGGGACCGGUCGCGAUGCAGCAUCCUAUUCUCGGGCUUACAGCAACUUGAAGUUGUGGUGUGCGUGGCGCAUUGAGCACCAAAGUCUUUGGGACAAGUAUGUCGCGGAGAGGAACGACGUCGUCCGGCACCUGCGCCAGCUGGAACGGAGCUCCAUCGAAACUCCCCAGUGGAGGAGCAAGCUGGAGGACGCCACGGUGGGAAUGCCAGACGAGCUCUGUGCCCCCAUUGGCGAGAGAUACCUGCUCCACGGCACGAAGCCAGAGGUGCUUCUGGACAUUCUACAUCAGGGCUUCAAUGACAAGCUCGCGAGUCUGAGAGGAAUGUUUGGCGCCGGAGCCUACUUUGCCGAAGAUCCGGAGAAGAUCGACCAAUAUACGCGGGAAGAUCCGGGCCACGAGACCCCUGGCCUGGAGACCUUGCACUCGCGGCUUUACCGCGCAGGUGGCCACCAGCAUCCAGGAGAUCACAUCUUCUACUGCUUCGUGGUUCGGGUGACGUGUGGCGCGUGCUUCCUGAGCCGAGGCUUCAAAGAUUCGCUCCGCGACCACGACAGCGACUUCCAAGUCUUCGUCAACGAAGACCGCCGGGAGCUUUCGGCUGUGCCCGGAUCAGACCCUCGAAUUCCCUACCACACCUUGGUGGUGCAAACGGGGAAGGAGGCCAAGAAGAGAAUCGAGCGCUUUCGAGAAGUCAUCUCCUUCAGUGCCAACCGCGCCUAUCCGGAGUACCUGCUGGCAUACCAAAGGGUAUAG